Molecule: messenger RNA, 522 nt
Organism: Sipha flava (yellow sugarcane aphid)
Lineage: Eukaryota; Metazoa; Arthropoda; Insecta; Hemiptera; Aphididae
Product: extensin-like
Exons: 1
Coding region: 1-522 (173 amino acids)
Source: RefSeq, a predicted model, not a curated record
AUGCCACCGGCGGACCCGCACCCACCGACGACGGAGUGGACGGGUAUGCCGAGCCGCGUGGAAUACGUGGACCGCCUGCCGACGCCACCACCUGCACCUCCAUCCGACAAGCCAGGACCACUGGAGCCCUGGCCAAAGCCCGCGAAGCCAGCCACACCGGCAACAUCCAAGCGGUCGGCAGAACGGGCCAAGGAGCGGAGGAGAGAACACCAGCGGCAGAGGAGACUGCGGGCAAAAGCCGAGAGGGAAGGCCCGAGUCAGCAGUACCGGCUGACGAAGGCGACUCCCCCGGCAGGGCCGGCCACCGAUCCGAAAGGUCGGGAGACGGUGCAGGUGUCAACACAGGUACCAGGUAGUUCCGCCCAGGAACACCGACCGGAGCAAGACACCAACUCGGGGGAGGCGAUGGAGGUCGAUGACCGAAUCCUCGACAAACCCGGGUCACCACUCCCAACAUUCCCGGACAUUGAGGAAGGCCCGCCCGUGUUCUCCACACCACUCACGUCCCCCAGGGCGGAUUAG